AUGCCUCCUAAACCUCACUAUUUCUCUCUCUCUCUCUCACUCUCCUAUCAAGUUUCCGACGUAGUUGUGGAGCCCUAUAAUGCCUUGCUGUCGACACACCAACUUGUCGAAUUGGCGGAUGAAAGCUUUGUGCUGGAUAACGAGGCGCUCUACGACAUAUGCUUUCGUACAUUGAAGCUGAACAACCCGACCUACGGUGAUCUCAACCAUUUGGUCAGUACGACAAUGUCAGGCGUGACCACAUGCCUACGUUUCCCUGGCCAACUCAAUGCCGACCUUCGCAAGCUUGGCACCAACUUGAUACCUUUCCCGCGGUUACAUUUCUUUUUGCCCGGCUUCUCUCCUCUCACUUCACGCUACUCACAGGCCUAUCGCAGUUACUCUGUUCAUGAUCUGGUACAACAGAUGUUUGACGCCAAAAACCUAAUGGCAGCCUGUGACCCACGACAUGGCAAAUAUUUGACUGUGGCCGCCAUGUUCCGCGGCCGGAUCUCGAUCAAAGAGGUUGAUGAAGAGAUGGUGCAGGUGCAGAACAAAAAUUCUACAUAUUUUGUUGAGUGGAUACCAAGCAACGUGAAGACCGCCGUUUGUGAUGUGCCCCCAAGGGGUAUGCGAAUGGCGGCCACGUUCGUGGGAAACAAUACAGCUGUACAGGAGAUAUUCGCUCGAGUCAUCGAGCAGUAUGCAGCUAUGCACAGACGAAAGGCUUUCAUACACUGGUACACGGCAGAAGGCAUGGACGAAAUGGAGUUCACUGAGGCUGAGUCAAACAUCAACGAUCUGGCGAAUGAGUAUCAGCAAUUUCAAGAGACCGACAUGGAGUAA
This is a messenger RNA of Protopolystoma xenopodis, 825 nucleotides long. The record is from the annotation of a GenBank genome assembly. NCBI's taxonomy places the organism in Eukaryota, Metazoa, Platyhelminthes, Monogenea, Polystomatidea, Polystomatidae.